AUGCCCACCGGAGGAGGCAGAGGCGAGGACGAUCGCCGGAAAGACGAUAAAGCCGGAGGCGCGGAGGCGCACGCGCGCUUCAGACAGUAUGAAUACAAAGCGAACGCGAGCCUCGUGCUCACGGCGGACAAGAAGGAUCGGAUCACGGGCGAACCUUCCGGCGAGCCCGAGACGCUAUGGGGUAAGAUCCAGCCCGGCGCUUUCGGCGACCGCGUGCACCGGAGCAAACCCGCGGAGCUCGAGGAUCGCAUGAAAAAAGCGAAAGAGCGCGCGCGGGAUAAGCGCAAGGGGGGAAUGGAUCAGGACGAUCUCGACGCGUACGCCGCGAAGCGCAAGAAGGCCGCGGUCGGCGCGUCCGUCCUCACCGCGGACGCGGACGGAUCGUACCGACCGAAGACGCGCGAGACGAGGUCCGCGUACGAGGCGCUCCUGGGCAUGAUCCAAGGCUCGUUCGGAGAUCAGCCGCAGGACGUCCUGAGAGGCGCCGCGGAGGAGGUCCUCGAGGUCUUGAAAGAGGAGCGAAGCACGGACCCGGAGAGGAAGACCAAAGUCGAGGCGCUCAUGGGUCCGACGGACUCGGAGACGUUCGCGAAGUACGUCGCGCUCGGGAAGCUGGUGACGGAUUUCGCCCCGGGCGGCGGCGGCGGCGACGGCGGCGGCGACGGCGGCGCCCCCGGAGACGCGCUCGACGACGACAUCGGCGUCGCCGUCGAGUUCGAGGAAGAAGAAGACGAGGACGCGGCCAACGAGCUCGACGAAGUCCUCGAAGCGAGCGACGUCGACGACGAGGACGAGGACGGCGAAGGCGGCGGCGUCGAGGCCGCGAGAGGCGCCGGCGUCAGAGGCGUCGACGUCGAUCUCGGCCCGGACGACGUCGAUCACGACCUCGUGAAAGCGUCCGAGAUCGACGCGUACUGGCUGCAGCGCGAGAUCGCGCACGCGUUUGGAUACACGGACGCGGAGGCGAGCGAGUCGAGAAAGCUCGCGGACGACGUCCUGUCCACGCUCGCGGAUGAGAAGGAUGACGAACGCGCGUGCGAGAACCGCCUCGUGCUCAUGCUCGACUACGACAAGUUUGACCUCAUCAAGAAACUGUUAAAGUCACGAGCGAGGGUGGUGUGGUGCACGCGACUCGCGCGCGCGCAGGACGAGGACGAGAAGAACGCGAUCGUGGAGCAGAUGUCCGCGCGUCCGGAGGCGGCGGCGAUUCUCGACGCGAUGAGGCUCACGGGGGAGCGCGCGAGCGCGCGAGCGCGCGAGUCGAAGAUGGAGAGCAAGAUUCGCGAGGAAGCGAGACGUCUCCGAGGCGAGGUCGCCGCGGACGUCGCGGACGCCGGGCACGGCGCCGCCGCCGCGGGCCGGAAGAUGCUCGAGCUCGACGCCCUCGCGUUCGCCGCGGGGAGCCGUCUGAUGGCGAACAAACGGUGCGAGCUCCCGGCCGGGUCGUACCGCAGCGCGAAGAAAGGGUACGAGGAGGUGCACAUUCCCGCGCUCAAGCCGAAAGCGUUCGCGGACAACGAGGCGCUGCGGACGAUCGAAGAGAUUCCGUCCUGGGCGCACCCGGCGUUUAAAGGCAUGAAGUCCUUGAACCGCGUGCAGAGCCAGGUGUACGAGACCGCGAUGCUCUCGCCGGAGAACCUUCUCCUCUGCGCGCCCACGGGCGCGGGGAAGACGAACGUCGCGAUGCUGACGAUACUCCACGAGCUCGCCCUGCACCGCAGGCAGGACGGGAGCCUCGAUUUGAGCGCGUUUAAGAUCGUGUACGUCGCGCCGAUGAAGGCGCUCGUCGCGGAGAUGGUCGGUAACCUGGGCGCGAGGCUCAAACCCUACGGCGUCAACGUCCGAGAGCUCACCGGGGACGUGUCCCUGAGCCGCGCGCAGAUCGACGACACGCAGGUCAUCGUCACGACCCCGGAGAAGUGGGACAUCAUCACACGCAAAUCGGGGGAUCGGACGUACACGCAACUCGUUCGUCUGCUCAUCAUCGACGAGAUCCACUUGCUUCACGAUAACCGCGGACCGGUGCUCGAGUCCAUCGUCGCGAGGACGGUUCGACAGGUGGAGACGACGCAAGAGCUCGUCCGAUUAGUGGGUCUCUCCGCGACGCUGCCGAACUUUGAAGACGUCGCGUCGUUCUUACGCGUGAACCCCGCGAAAGGUUUGUUCGUGUUCGACAACAGCUUCCGCCCGUGCCCGCUGCAGCAGCAGUUCAUCGGCGUCACGGUGAAGAAGCCGCUUCAGAGGUUCCAGCUCAUGAACGACAUCUGCUACGAGAAGGUGAUGGAAAACGCGGGGAAGUCGCAGACGAUCAUAUUCGUCCACAGCCGGAAGGAGACGGCGAAGACGGCGAAAGCGCUGCGAGACACUGCGCUGCAGAACGAGGCGCUGUCGAAGUUCAUCAAAGACGACAGCGCGAGCCGGGAGAUUCUCAUCUCAGAAGCCGAGCAGUGCCGCUCCGCGGAUCUGCGCGACAUCUUGCCGUACGGCUUCGCGAUUCACCACGCCGGGAUGAGCCGAGCGGACCGAACGUUAGUCGAGGAGCUCUUCGCGGACGGCCACGUGCAAGUGUUAGUGAGCACCGCGACGCUCGCGUGGGGGGUGAACCUCCCCGCGCACACGGUCAUCAUCAAAGGCACGCAGAUGUACAACCCCGAGAAGGGCGGGUGGGACGAGCUCUCGUUCCAGGACGUCAUGCAGAUGAUGGGACGAGCCGGCCGGCCGCAGUUCGACACGUUCGGCGAGGGGAUCAUCAUCACGCAACACAGCGAGCUGCAGUACUACCUGUCGCUGCUGAACCAGCAGCUCCCGAUCGAGUCGCAGUUCGUGAACAACCUCGCGGACGCGCUCAACGCGGAGGUUGUCCUCGGCACGGUGCAAGGUACGAAGGAGGCGGUGUCGUGGCUCGGGUACACGUACUUGUACGUUCGCAUGUUACGCAACCCGAACCUCUACGGCGUCGGCAUCGACGCCCUGGACGACGAUCCGGCUCUGGAGCAACGGCGCGCGGACCUCGUGCACACCGCGGCGACGACGCUCGACAAAGCUGGGCUGUGCCGGUACGAUCGUAGGAGCGGGACGCUUCAAGCGACGGAUCUCGGGAAAAUCGCGUCGCACUACUACAUCAGCCACGGCACCGUGUCCGCGUUUAACGAACACCUCAAGCCGACGAUGGGAGAUAUCGAGCUCAUUCGCUUGUUCUCUCUCGCGGAGGAGUUCAAGUACAUCUCCGUGAGAGAGGAAGAGAAACUCGAGCUCGCGAAGCUCGCGGAGCGCGUGCCGAUCCCGGUCAAAGAGAGCAUCGAAGAGCCAACGGCGAAGAUCAACAUCCUGCUCCAGGCGUACAUCAGCGGCAUGAAGCUCGAAGGUUUCGCGCUCAUGGCGGACAUGGUGUACGUGACGCAGUCCGCGGGAAGAAUUCUCCGCUGCAUAUUCGAAAUCGUCCUCAAGCGCGGGUGGGCGCUGCUCGCGGAUAAAGCGUUAGCGCUGUGCAAGAUGGGCGCGCGGAGGACGUGGGGGAGCCAGACGCCGCUGCGGCAGUUCAAAGGGAUCCCGCAGGACAUCCUCGUGAAAGUCGAGCGGAAAGACCUCGCGUGGGAGCGGUACUACGACCUCACAUCGCAGGAGAUUGGCGAGCUGAUUCGCUUUCCGAAGAUGGGCAAGGCGAUCCACAAGUUCGUGCAUCAGUUCCCUCGCGUCGAGCUCAGCGCGCACGUCCAGCCGAUCACGAGGUCGGUGCUCAAAGUCGACCUGACGCUCACGCCGGAUUUCCAGUGGGACGAGAAGAUACACGGGUUCGCGCAGGGGUUCUGGUUGUUGGUCGAGGACAACGACGGCGAGGUGAUCUUGCAUCACGAGUUUUUCUUGCUCAAGAUGGUCAACGCGGAGGAGGACCACGCGGUGUCGUUCACCGUGACCCUUCUCGACCCGCUCCCGCCGCAGUACUUCGUCCGUUUAGUCUCCGACAGCUGGCUCGGCUCGGAGACGACGAUUCCGGUGAGCUUCAAGCACUUGCUCUUGCCCGAGAAGCACCCGCCGCCGACGGAGCUGCUCGACCUCCAGCCGCUGCCCGUGAGCGCGCUCAAGCAAGACGGAUUCGACGCGCUGUACGCCCCGCGCCUGCAGCACUUCAACCCGGUGCAAACGCAGACGUUUCAGUGCCUGUACAACACGGACGACAACGCGCUCGUCGGCGCGCCCACGGGGAGCGGGAAGACGAUCUGCGCCGAAUUCGCGAUCCUGCGCGUUUUGAACAAGCUGAACAAAGGCGAGGCCGAGGGCGCGAGGUGCGUGUACAUGGCGCCCACGCCGGAGAUCGCGAAGGAGCGCCUGAACGACUGGCAAUCGCGCAUGGGCGACGCGCUCGGCGUCCGCGUCGUCGCGUUGACGGGCGAGACCGCCGCGGAUCUCAAGCUUCUGGAGAGAGGACAAGUCGUCAUCGCGACGCCGCACCAGUGGGACGUCAUCAGCCGACGAUGGAAGCAGCGGAAGAACGUGCAAAACGUCGCGCUGUUCAUCGCGGACGAGCUGCACCUCAUCGGCGGCGCCGUCGGACCGACGAUGGAGGUGGUCACGAGCAGGAUGCGUUACAUCAGCUCGCAGCUCGACAAGCCGAUUCGCGUCGUCGGCUUGUGCACGUCGCUCGCGAACGCGAAGGACCUCGGCGAGUGGCUCGGCGCGGGUUCGCACGGGAUGUUCAACUUUCCACCGGGAGUGAGGCCUGUGCCGCUCGACAUACACGUCCAGGGCGUGGACAUCGUGAACUUCGAGUCCAGGAUGCAAGCGAUGGCGAGGCCGGUGUACUCCGCCAUCUGCCAGCACGCGUCCGGCGACUCCGAACCCGCCAUCGUGUUCGUCCCGACGCGAAAGCACGCGAAGCUCGCCGCGCUCGACCUUCUGACGUUCGCGUCCGCGGACGGAAAGCCGAAUAAAUUCCUCGCGUGCGAUGCGGACGACAUCGCGCCGCACCUGGAGCGAAUCACGGACCCCGCGGUGCGGCACGCGCUCGGCUUUGGCGUCGCGCUCCUGCACGAGUCCUUGCCCGCGGAGGAGCGCGACGUCGUCGAACGCGUCUUCAACUCUGGCGCGGCGAGCGUGUUGGUCGUGACCGCGCCGCUCGCGUGGGGUCUCGCCGCGACGUGUAAGCUGACGAUCAUCAUGGGGACGCAGUAUUACGACGCCGGCGGCGCCGGGAGCGCGGAUUACCCCGUGACGGAUCUUCUGCAGAUGGCUGGCCGCGCGUCGCGGCCGCUCGUGGACACGCACGGCGUGUGCGUGCUGCUGUGCCACGCCCCGAGGAAGGAGUACUACAAAAAGUUUCUGUACGAGCCGUUCCCGGUGGAGUCGCACCUCGAUCACUUCUUACACGACCACAUGGCCGCGGAGAUCGUGACGAGGACGAUCGAGACGAAGCAAGACGCGGUCGACUACCUCACGUGGUCGUUCUACUACCGCCGCCUGACGCAAAACCCGAACUAUUACAACCUCACCGGCGUGACGCACCGACACUUGUCCGACGCGCUCUCCGAGCUCGUGGAAACGACGCUCGCGGAUCUCGAAGCGUCCAAGUGCAUCACGAUCGAGGACGACAUGGACGUGACGCCUCUCAACCUCGGUAUGAUUGGGUCGUACUAUUACAUCUCGUACACCACGAUCGAGCUCUUCGCGGCGUCGUUGACGGCGAAGACCAAGUUGAAAGGGCUGCUCGAGAUCGUCGCCGGCGCGACGGAGUUUGAAAAGUACGCGGUCAGGCCCGGGGAGGCGAACGCGCUGAGGCACGUGCUGCACCACUCCCCGGUGACGCUCGAGAAUCGUCGGACGACGGAUCCGCACGUGAAGGUCGCGGCGCUGAUGCAAGCGCACUUUGGUCGGAUGCGUCUGAGCGGCGAUCUGCAAAACGACCUCGCGUCGAUUCUCCCCGACGCGACGCGGUUGCUCCAGGCGAUCGUGGACGUGAUAUCCUCGUCUGGAUGGCUCGCCCCCGCGCUCGCGGCGAUGGAGCUGUCGCAGAUGCUCACGCAAGGGCAGUGGGAGAAGGAGAGCGCGCUCAUGCAGCUGCCGCACGUCGAUAAAGAGACAGCGGCUCGGUGCGCCGACGCGGGCGUGGAGAGCGUCUACGAUUUAGUCGACAUGGACGACGACAAACGCGUCGAGCUGCUGGCUUUGUCCGACGCGCAGAUGGAGGACGUCGCGUCCGCGUGCAACCGGUAUCCGAACAUCGAGGUGAACUACGAGAUCGUUAACCCUGACGAAGUCGAAGCCGGGGACGCGGUGGAGAUGAUCGUCCAGCUCGAGCGCGAGGCGGACGACGGCGAAAUUGGGCCGGUGAUCGCGCCGCGGUUUCCGAAAAAGAAGGACGAGGCGUGGUGGCUCGUCGUCGGCGACGCGAAGAAGGGGACGCUCGCGGCGAUCAAGCGCGUCGCGUUAGGGCGGAAGCAGAAGGUGAAGCUCGAGUUUCAAGCACCCGCGGACGCCGGGGAGGUGGAGUACACGCUGUUCUUCAUGUGCGACUCGUACCUCGGGUGCGACCAAGAGUACGAGUUCACGCUCAACGUGAAAGAAGCCGAGGAGGGGAGCAGCGAGGAGGAGGACGACGACGCGAUGGACGCGGACUGAGGAAACGUCGCGUGGGGGGGGGCGAGGGACUAGCGUUCGAAAGGGACACACAGUAGACGUUUGAAUGAAUAAUACAGCACAUGG
Micromonas pusilla CCMP1545 is the source of this 6696-nucleotide messenger RNA. RefSeq lists its product as uncharacterized. Lineage: Eukaryota; Viridiplantae; Chlorophyta; Mamiellophyceae; Mamiellales; Mamiellaceae. The record is from RefSeq and is a predicted model, not a curated record. The transcript is spliced from 2 exons. Bases 1 to 6612 code for a protein of 2203 amino acids. Gene Ontology annotation, molecular function: ATP binding; nucleic acid binding; ATP hydrolysis activity.